This is a messenger RNA of Lolium perenne, 1266 nucleotides long. RefSeq lists its product as uncharacterized. The record is from RefSeq and is a predicted model, not a curated record. NCBI's taxonomy places the organism in Eukaryota, Viridiplantae, Streptophyta, Magnoliopsida, Poales, Poaceae.
GAAUAAAAUACUACUGUGAAAGGAAUCUUACAUCAUUCGUGUCUUGUCUCCUCCUGCCUUUUUCUCCAGAGAGGAUAGAGAGGAGAUGGAUGGAUGGAGAGGAAGGAAGGAGACGAUGGUCUGCUGGGUUGUGUGUAUAAAAGGGAAAGCCUGUGGCCUUUGGAACCAUACAAUGAUCAGGAACUGAGAGUGAGAAUAGAAAGAGAGGUCGACUAGUAGUGGUGGCGGUUAGAGCUCAGGAGGAUUCAGUCUUUGAGUCACUUCUCUGACAUCCUAAUUGAUAGGUCCAGAGAGCAAGGUGCAGAACAAGAAAGUAAGAGAUUUCCACACCACAAUGCCAAUGGAGCAAGUCUACGGGCACUGCGACAAAGAUACCCUGAAGAUGGCCAUGCUGAAGCAUGAGGAGACAUUCAGGCAGCAGGUUCACGACCUCCAUCGCCUUUACAGAAUCCAGAAGCUUCUGAUGCGAAACCUCAAGAGGGAGAUCAAGAGCCAGCAGAGCAACUUGUCCGCCUCCCCCAACGGCUCCGGCGGCGCCGAGAACAACUGCGGCCACAGAGCGGCCUUGCUCGACGUGUGCUCCUACGAGCAGCAGUGGCCAGGCGCCGCCGCCACCACACGCCGCGGCAGCCACGCGGCUGCGACGCCACGCGCCGCGCAGCGUGCCGUGGAGGUCGAGUACGCCGCGCAGCUGAGCCCGGAGGCGACCGACGACGAGGAGGCGGAGUUGGAGCUCACGCUCGCCGUGGGCAACGGCGCCGCCAAGAAGCGGUACAGCAACGAGCACUGCUCCCCCGGGCAGAGCUUCUCGUCGUCGUCGACAGAGUCUGACACGCUCGUCGGCAGCCGGGAGUGGCAGCACCAGCAGCUGGUCUGCAGCGGCGCCGGCCUGCCGUACCACAAACGGAGGCCGGCAGGGUUCGACGUGGUGCAGGUGGCGGAGGACGGCGCGGUGCAGCAGCCUUCGCCCCUGCUGUUCCACUGGCUCAGCCUCCGGAUGGCAUGAAGGGAAAAUGACCGGCCGGCGCAUGCACGUACCGUCUACGUCUGUCUCGUUGCUAGUGGCAGACAGUUUGACUUCCUGUUUGCUGAGUUGUACUAGGAGUACUAUGUUUCUUUGCUUCCAGCUUAGUCAAAUGGAUCAAGCUAAUCCACAAAUAAUUAACUUCUUGUUGAGGAGAAUGUAAGUCACUUUCUAGAAGCAGAGAGGAGAAUGUACGUAGGAGCUUUUUCAGGUGAAGCUAAGCAUGAUUAGCACUCGGUGUA